GCAGAUGUCGAGCAAGAAGAAUCGAGUGAAAAAUGGAAGGAAGAGCGGAAUCGUCCGAUCCGACUCGGAUAAUGGUGGGGGUGAACGAGUCGUCGAUAAAAGGGUACCCCCAUGCGUCAAUUAGCAGCCGCGGCGCAUUUGAAUGGACGGUUGAGAAGAUCAUCCGCACCAACACCUCCGGUUUCAAGCUCCUCUUCCUGCACGUCCAAGUCCCCGACGAAGAUGGAUUUGAUGACAUGGAUAGCAUUUUUGCAUCACCUGAGGACUUCCGAGAGAUGCAACGAAGGGACAAAAUAAGAGGAAUUCACUUGCUGGAGUACUUUGUCGGACGUUGUCAUCAAAUUGGGGUUCCCUGUGAAGCAUGGAUCAAGAAAGGCGACCCCAAGGAAGUUAUCUGCAGUGAGGUGAAGAGAGUCCGACCUGAUCUUUUGGUUGUUGGAAAUCGUGGCCUUGGCCCGUUCCAAAGGGUAUUUGUUGGGACCGUGAGUGAAUUCUGUGUGAAGCAUGUGGAUUGCCCUGUGAUCACGAUCAAGCGCAAGGCAGAGGAGGCCCCAGAGGAUCCUGUUGAUGAUUGACCCCAAACCAAUAUUGCCCGCUUGGGUUUCAUUGGUUCUCAAAUAUAUUGUAGCCAAGCCAUUUGCUUAAAUAUCCGAAAAGCACAUGCAUGGACUUUGUAUGAAAUCCAGGAGACAAAAAACCAAGACCCCCCCUCUGAUGUAUGAUGUAAGGGAGCUCGUGUGGAUAAAAAGAAACAGUAUAGUAAAUAAUAUUCGUUUUUCCCUCUC
Molecule: messenger RNA, 785 nt
Organism: Magnolia sinica
Lineage: Eukaryota; Viridiplantae; Streptophyta; Magnoliopsida; Magnoliales; Magnoliaceae
Product: universal stress protein A-like protein
Exons: 4
Coding region: 33-575 (180 amino acids)
Molecular function (GO): AMP binding
Source: RefSeq, a predicted model, not a curated record